Messenger RNA from Neoarius graeffei (lesser salmon catfish), 6301 nucleotides. It is a transcript of the gene slc8a1b, whose product is annotated as solute carrier family 8 member 1b. The transcript has 7 exons. Gene Ontology annotation, molecular function: calcium:sodium antiporter activity. The record is from RefSeq and is a predicted model, not a curated record. Bases 194 to 3019 code for a protein of 941 amino acids. Gene Ontology annotation, cellular component: axon; sarcolemma; postsynapse. Gene Ontology annotation, biological process: calcium ion import across plasma membrane; cell communication; sodium ion transmembrane transport. NCBI's taxonomy places the organism in Eukaryota, Metazoa, Chordata, Actinopteri, Siluriformes, Ariidae.
AGCAGCGACUCUGAGCUGAGCUGAGCUGAGCUGCGGGUUUCUUAUCGCGCCUCCAUCCGCAGUAUAAAAGCCGCGAACCGAAUGCGAGCUCGUGCAGUGCGGCACCGACCACGCGCGCUCCGUCUCCCUGCGGCUCCCUCCGCGUCCCAAGGUUUCCGAAGCAGCAGACGGUUCAUUUUUCACCCGUGGCAGAAUGAUGAGGCGUUCAGAGCUUUCCUCAUUCCUCUCCACGGGGCUCCAGUGUCUUGCGGUAGUGGCAGCUUUGCUCUGCAACAUCCAUCACGUGACAGCAGAAAAGGUUCCAGACCACAGCUCAAACCAUUCCAACAAAUCAGGGACCUGUGCGGGUUCAGUCGGGUGCAACCCUGGAGUGAUUCUCCCAGUGUGGGAGCCCCCAAACCCCUCUUUUGGGGACAAGGUGGCACGAGCCACAGUGUACUUCGUGGCUUUGGUUUACAUGUUCCUCGGAGUUUCCAUCGUUGCAGAUCGUUUCAUGGCAUCCAUCGAGGUGAUCACCUCUCAGGAGAAAGAGAUCACCAUUAAGAAACCCAAUGGAGAAACGACCACCACCACUGUACGCAUCUGGAACGAAACAGUGUCCAAUCUUACCCUCAUGGCCUUGGGCUCCUCUGCUCCAGAGAUUUUGCUUUCUGUCAUUGAAGUUUGUGGUCAUAACUUUGACGCCGGUGCCCUUGGACCUGCCACCAUUGUUGGAAGUGCGGCCUUUAACAUGUUCGUGAUUAUCGGAAUCUGUGUCUACGUGGUUCCUGAUGGGGAACAUCGCAAGGUGAAGCACCUUCGAGUCUUCUUUGUUACUGCUGCCUGGAGCAUUUUUGCAUAUCUUUGGCUCUAUUUGAUUCUGGCUGUUAUCUCUCCUGGUGUUGUACAAGUUUGGGAAGGCCUCCUCACGCUUUUCUUCUUCCCCAUCUGUGUCGUCUUUGCCUGGAUUGCUGAUCGUCGUCUCCUCUUCUACAAAUAUGUCUACAAACGCUACAGAACUGGCAAACAUCGUGGGAUGAUCAUCGAGAGCGAAGGAGAUCGUCCUCUUCCAUCCAAAGUGGACAUUGAAAUGGACGGGAAGAUGCUCAACUCCCAUGCUGUGGAUUUUCUGGAUGGAACUUUGACCCUGGACCUGGAUGACAAAGAUCUUGAUGAAGAGGAGGCCAGGCGUGACAUGGCGAAGAUCUUGAAGGAGUUGAAGCAGAAGCAUCCAGACAAAGAAGUGGAGCAGCUGAUUGAGCUCGCUAAUUAUCAAGUUCUCAGCCAACAGCAAAAAAGUCGGGCGUUCUAUCGAUGCCAGGCAACACGGCUGAUGACUGGUGCGGGGAAUAUUUUAAAGAAACAUGCAGCAGAUCAAGCGCGAAAAGCAGUUAGCAUGCAUGAGGUGCGCAGUGACAUUGGUGAAAACGAUCCCAUUUCCAAGAUCUAUUUUGAUCCUGGAUCUUAUCAAUGCCUGGAAAACUGUGGAACCGUAGCGGUCAACGUGGUACGCCGUGGUGGAGAUCUCAACCAAAUAGUUUCGGUUGAAUUUCGCACAGAAGACGGGACAGCCAAUGCAGGCUCGGACUACGAAUUCACUGAAGGCACAGUGGUGUUCAAGCCGGGCGAGACUCAAAAAGAGAUCCGCGUUGGUAUCAUCGACGAUGACAUCUUUGAGGAAGAUGAGAACUUCCACAUCCACCUUAGCAAUGUUCGCAUUGUUCACGAAAGCGACGAGGCAGAGAAUGCUGAAGCCAAUCACAUGGACAUGAUCGCGACCCUCGGCAUUCCUUCGACCGCCACGGUCACUAUAUUUGAUGAUGACCACGCUGGAAUCUUCACCUUCGAAGAGCCCGUGACACACGUGAGCGAAAGUGUCGGUGUGAUGGAGGUGAAGGUUCUCCGAACGUCAGGAGCUCGAGGUGUGGUUAUGGUUCCCUACAAGACCAUAGAGGGCACGGCGAAAGGAGGAAGCGAGGAUUUCGAGGACACCCACGGCAUGCUCGAGUUCCAAAAUGAUGAAAUCUUGAAGACGAUCACGAUCUGUGUGGUCGAUCGAGAGGAGUACAAUAAAGAGUGCAGCUUUUAUUUAGUGCUCGAGACACCACAGUGGAAGAGGAGAGGACGCACAGAACACAGAGAAGAAGUAAAGGCUGUGGAACAGGAAGAGGCGGAGCCUCUAACAGGAGAGGAUGAAGAGGAGCGGCGCAUUGCGGAGAUGGGCAAACCCACAUUGGGUGAACAUGUCAAACUGGAGGUCAUCAUUGAAGAGUCCUAUGAGUUCAAGAACACUGUUGAUAAACUGAUAAAGAAGACGAACUUGGCGCUGCUGGUCGGCACAAACAGCUGGAGGGAUCAGUUCAUCGAGGCCAUCACAGUCAGCGCCGGUGAGGAUGAUGAUGAUGAAGAGUGCGGGGAGGAGAAGCUCCCAUCCUGUUUUGAUUAUGUCAUGCACUUCCUCACUGUGUUCUGGAAGGUUCUGUUUGCCUUUGUCCCACCCACUGAUUACUGGAACGGGUGGGCAUGUUUUGUCGUGUCAAUCAUCAUGAUCGGCGUCCUGACGGCUUUUAUCGGAGACCUGGCGUCUCACUUCGGCUGCACCGUGGGUUUGAAGGACUCUGUCACCGCCGUGGUGUUCGUCGCUCUCGGCACCUCCGUACCAGACACCUUCGCCAGUAAAGUGGCUGCGAUCCAGGACCAGUAUGCCGAUGCGUCUAUUGGGAACGUGACGGGCAGCAAUGCGGUGAAUGUGUUCCUGGGCAUCGGUGUGGCAUGGUCCAUCGCCGCCAUCUUCCACCAAUCGAAAGGGCGUGAGUUUCGUGUGGAGCCAGGAAACCUGGCCUUCUCAGUCACGCUCUUCACCAUCUUCGCCUUCAUCUGCGUGGCUACGCUCAUGUACCGGCGCAGGCCCGACAUCGGCGGAGAGCUGGGAGGCCCGAGGACUGCCAAAGCGCUCACGACCAUGCUCUUUGUCAGCCUGUGGCUGCUCUACAUCCUCUUCUCCUCACUCGAGGCUUACUGCCACAUCAAGGGCUUCUAAACACACACACACACACACACGCUGAUGUCCGUAUGAAGAUGCGUACACACACACACACACACACACACACAAAAGUUAUGAAGAAAGACUGAUGCUAACAAGACGGAAGCUAGCAGACAGGACAUGGAUAAUAUUUUAUUUUCCCAUUUUAGUUGAGUAUAUAUAGCUAACACACAGAAAAAUGACAACAAAGGAAAGUGAAAAGAGUAAAGCUAAAGGAAUGAGGAGUUAGUAACUUUACUAAAGUCUGCUAAUAAGGUUCAGUUCUUUUUAGUUUGUUUCUUUUUUUGUUCUCAUUAAAACUGAUACAACAACAGAAACUGAUAAACGACUGAACGGCACUGAAAAGGAAACGAGCUGUAAAAUGCUGUCAAAUGUUGCAUUUUAUUUAUUUAUUUCCUCUCUGCCAUUUACGCUCCUCAUUCAGUGCCUCAGGCUGAAAGGUUUAAUCUGAUUGGACGCUUGUUGCCCAGCCAAGCUUCCCCAUUGGCUACGGUCAGGAGUUGUGAUUUUGCGGAGAAUAACGUAUAAAAAUAAUACGAAAAACACUUGACAACCUUGAAGACAAGCCAGUACUAAAACACUUUAUGUCAUACAUUAGCCCAGGAAAUGCUGUAUUCGAGAGAACAGAAUUCUGGGUAAUGUAGUUCUGAUGACUGUAUUUUACAAAGUGUGAAAGUGCACUAUUCCGGUCCUUUUGUGUCUUUGUGGUCCUUUCAAUGCCAUUUUCACUAACAAAAUCUCUCUAAACUGUUGAUACCUAACCAUGUUAGCCGUGAUACUGGAUAUUUUACGAAGAUUUUUCUCACAGGUUGGAAGUUACACGCCUUCUUUAGCUUUUUAAUUAGCAUUUCAGUGAAACCUACUGGUAAUAUGGUGUUAUUUGACAUUUAAGUUACGUCAUUAUGUAAAGUUAUUGAUAAACUUUACUACAAGUCCAAUCAGUAUCUGUUAGCUCAUUGCGUUUUAACAUGUAGAGCGCAUACUGUAUAUGGUUAACGCACAUGGUGUUAUUGCUAAUGAAAGAGCUGACAAAUAUCCUGGGAAGUUUUAUUCACCUAAACACUCCGAUAACUCAGACAGUAAGUUUAUUUACAGGUCAAUCCGAACACAGUUUUAGCGAAUCACACCAGUUUAAUUGUAACUUCGUGUGAAUAUAAAAUCGUAAAAACAUAAAAAGGCAAUGAGCUACUAGAAGUAUUAUACAGUUGCACAAAGUAACAUCAUUUUAUCAUAUGUAGCUUUAAGGAAUUGUGUAUUAAUCAGACUGCUGUAAGAAAUCAGUUAACAGUUAGUUAAAGGAUCGCUGGAAAAAAAUUAUUGGAAAACACAAUACAGCAUUAGCACUGGUGAUGAGUUCUCUGGAAAACUGGUUAAUAUUCACACUCCAUUUCAUCAACAGGAAGGAGACAGUGUUCACAAACUCAAACGAUUCAGUAUUUUGAACAAGUCAUAAAGGUGAAUGAAUCAUUAUUCAUUCAUAAAUGAUUCCAUCUUUUUAAACGAAUCACUGAAGUGAAAGAAUCAGGAUCAGUCGUAUGGCGUCUUUUGAUCACCAAUAGUUCAGUCUUUUUUAACAAAUCACUACGAUGACUGAAUCUUUAUUGUGACCAGACAUGUUUUAUUCAUGAACGAUUCCGUCUUUUUGAACGAAUCAGUAAGAAGAACCAAUCAGUUUCGGUCACAACAUGUGUUUUGUUUGUGAAUAGUUUAGUCUUUUUAAACAAAUCACUAAAUUGAAUUAGUAUCGUUCACUGCCACGCACUGAGUCAUUCCUUUUGUUCAGCUGAUGCUGAAGGGCUUCGCUAUUGCAAACCGCAAAACUGAAACGUGAAGCUGAACCACGACAUUUCCAGAAACUUUUUUACGUAGUUUUAUGUUCUAUUUUUAUUCGUCAGUGUUUUGUAAAUGUCCGUGAAUUGUAUGAGUCGUUUGUGUAAGUGCGUGUGUGCUGAAUCUUUUGGUCGGAUUUGCUCCUCUGUCGUUUAGUGAAUUGUUAACUUUCCAGAAGGUUCUGUGACGUUUCCUCGCUCACUUUGGCUUUACACGUUGUGAGUAAAGCUGGCAAGUCCGCUUCAGCUAUUCGCAAGGCUCCCAUUCUCAGUGUUCAGUGUCUUUUUCUUCCCUGAUUCAUUUGAUUCCCAUGUGCUAAAUUAGCAAACACGCCCCACUUUCAUGUUAUUAAAAUAUUCGAAUGUUGUUAAAAUAUUAAAACGUAUUAAAAUCUUCGUUAAAGAUAUAUUUGUGUAGUUUUGUAAAACAAGUCCAGUUGAUUUUUUUUUUAACCUUUGGAUUUUAUUGACUUUAAACGAGAUGAUUUUCAGAGACUGAAAGGCUUCAUUAGAUCAGCGUGUGAUCGGAGUGUCGUUUCUGCCCGAGUUUACACUGAUGACUGUUACACACACACACACACACACACACACACACACACACACACACACACACAAACAGUUCCCAUCCAUUCUUAACACACAACUAUGGUCUCACACAUUUCAUAAGCAAAUUUAACCAUGCUAAAGAGAGGUACACACAUCAUAGCCGUGAGCUAAAUCUUUCCCUCUCUCACUCACACACACACUCACACACACACACAGUGGAGUUUACGAGGGUGUGCGCUCCCUCCAGUCCUGCUGAGGUUAUAUAAAUGAGGCUAACAUUUUAGCAGAUUAGCAUGGUUUUAGACACAGCCGCUCGAUUUAGUCUGGUUUUAAACUUGUAGAUUAGCCUGAAUGCGACACAGAGUGUAGCUAGCUUUAUUUUUAUUUAAAGAAGGUAAAGAUUUCAGAUUAGACUGGCUUUAAAAAUAAACAGAUUUUUCAUCUAUUUGUCCUUUUAGAGUCCAGAUUUUCACACUAAUCUAGAGUAGCCAUGCUAGCGGUUAAGACUCGAUACAUUUAGAUUUGGGAUAAAUGCUAAUUGUAGUUUAACUUGAUGAUAAGAAAGAAAAAAAAUUGCCAAAGGGAAAAUUGUAAAAUCGUUUCUAAAACACAAUUCUGGUGAUACAACUGGCUUUUGUAUUCGAUGCUAAUGUUUUUUACCGAAAGAAAAGAAUUAAAAUGUAAAGUUUGAAAAAUGGCCUUGGAGGACUUUCAUACGAGAAUUUAUACAAAACUCAAGCACUGAGCACUAAUUAUUAGUGAAUGUUUCAGCACGUGUGAUAGCUCAAGCUUAAUGCUGAAGGAAAAUUCCAGAACUGGUUGUCCAUUUAUUUUUGGGUUUAUUGUUUUAUUUCGGGGUUUUUUUUUUCUUGUUCUUUCUUUUUUAAUUACAAGAGUAAAAACA